Oryza brachyantha (malo sina) is the source of this 2533-nucleotide messenger RNA. Its product is annotated as probable methyltransferase PMT23. The record is from RefSeq and is a predicted model, not a curated record. Bases 171 to 2198 code for a protein of 675 amino acids. Lineage: Eukaryota; Viridiplantae; Streptophyta; Magnoliopsida; Poales; Poaceae. Gene Ontology annotation, molecular function: methyltransferase activity. The transcript is spliced from 8 exons. Gene Ontology annotation, cellular component: trans-Golgi network; cytoplasm; endosome.
UCUUCCACCGCGCCAGGCAACCACGCAACCGUGGCCGCGACGCUCCACUUUCCCACCCGCCACACCAUCCUAGUGAUGAAGUGACCAACCCCACCACGUACGGCGCCACCGCCUUCGAUCUCUCUCUCUCUCUAGCGGCGGCGGCGGCGGCGGAGGAGGGAGCAGCAGCGAUGGCCGUGCCCUCCGACGCCCGCAAGCGGCGCCCGUUCCUCCUCUCCCUGUCGCUCUUCCUCCUCGUCUCCGCGCUACUCGCCCUCGCCUUCCUCUUCCUCGACCCCUCCGCGCAAACCCUAUCCGUGCUGUCCUCCCGCCUCACUGCCCAUUCCUCGCUCGCACCUCCCGCUGCUCCGGGAGGAGGGCGAAACCCAACCCCGAUUCCCACCCCCGGAGACACUCCCCGCCCGCAGGCUCCCGCGGUCGCCGGCGCGAAAGAGGGGGUGAGCGCCGACGCGACCGAGAAGGCCGAGGAGGGCGCAUCGCGACCAGACGACGCCGUCGACGCUGCUGGAGACGGUGGAAACAGCGGGUCGCCACGGCUAGAGGCGGAUGAGGCGGCGACGGCGGAGGAGAAGGCGGAUAAGGGCGCCGCCGCUGGCUCGGAGGAAGUGGUGGAUGACGGCGGCGGGGACGAUGCGGCGACGGUGAGGUGGGAGACUUGCAGGGCGGGAAGAGGGGUAUCGCCGGCGGACUACAUCCCGUGCCUCGACAACGUCAAGGCGAUCAAGGCGUUGCGUUCGAGGCGUCACAUGGAGCACCGGGAGCGCCACUGCCCCGUGGCGCCGCGGCCCAAGUGCCUGGUGCGGCUGCCCUCGGGGUACCGGCCGCCCGUGCCGUGGCCGCGCAGCCGUGACAUGAUAUGGUACAACAAUGUUCCUCACCCUAAACUGGUGGAGUACAAGAAGGACCAAAACUGGGUAACAAAUUCCGGUGACUAUCUUGUCUUCCCUGGAGGUGGAACUCAAUUCAAAGCUGGCGUUACAAGAUACAUUCAGUUUAUUGAACAGAUAAUGCCCACCAUUAAGUGGGGAACACACACAAGAACUGUCCUGGAUGUUGGAUGUGGUGUUGCUAGCUUUGGUGGAUAUCUUCUGGACAGGAAUGUCAUUACCAUGUCAUUUGCCCCAAAGGAUGAGCAUGAAGCUCAGAUACAGUUUGCAUUAGAGCGUGGUAUUCCAGCAUUUCUAGCUGUGAUUGCAACACAAAAACUUCCUUUCCCUGAUGAGGCGUUUGAUGUUGUCCACUGUGCAAGGUGCAGGGUCCAUUGGUAUGCAAAUGGUGGAAAACCAUUGUUGGAGCUUAACAGAGUGCUCAGGCCAGGAGGAUUUUACAUUUGGUCUGCAACCCCUGUCUACCGUCAAGAAAAAAGAGAUCAAGAUGACUGGAAUGCAAUGGUUAAACUUACCAAAUCAAUGUGCUGGCGAACAGUGGUAAAAUCUGAAGAUAGUAAUGGAAUUGGUGUCGUCGUAUACCAAAAACCGACUUCAAGCUCAUGCUACCUUGAGAGAAAGACAAAUGAACCCCCCAUGUGCUCUAAGGAUGGAUCACGCUUUCCUUGGUAUGCUCCUCUUGAUACUUGCCUUUUGUCGACUGCUGUUUCCAGUUCAAAUGAAAAAAGCAGCUGGCCCCUUCUGUGGCCUGAAAGACUGAAUGCCAGAUAUCUAAAUGUGCCUGAUGAUUCUUCAAGUACCAGUGAGAAGUUUGAUGCUGAUGCAAAGUAUUGGAAACAUGCCAUUUCAGAAAUAUACUUUAAUGAUUUUCCAGUUAAUUGGUCAUCCGUCCGCAAUGUAAUGGACAUGAAUGCUGGUUAUGGAGGAUUUGCAGCAGCACUUAUUGAUAAGCCUUUAUGGGUAAUGAAUGUUGUUCCUGUUGGUCAGCCCGAUACCUUGUCAAUUAUUUUCGACAGAGGACUUAUUGGGGUAUAUCAUGAUUGGUGUGAAUCUUUCAACACAUACCCACGGACUUAUGAUCUCCUUCACAUGAGCUAUCUUCUUGAAAGUCUUACAAACAGGUGCGACAUCACCGAAGUAACAGCUGAAAUAGACAGGAUAUUGAGGCCUGACAGAUGGUUUGUGUUGAGAGACACCAGAGAAAUGAUACAGAAGAUGCGGCCGUUUCUUAAGUCCCUGCACUAUGAAACAUUAGUUGUCAAACAACAAUUUCUUGUUGCUAAGAAGGGUUUCUGGCGUCCCGGCAAGUGAGUUUCCUGAUCAGAAUGACACUCCAUAUUCCCAGUGUAGUCAUCAAAGGCAAAUGAUUCAAUUGAUUCUUUACAUCCUGAUUGAUCAAUUCUUUAUACAGAAGACAUAGUUUGGCCAAACCCAGACGAGUUGUUCUGAUCUGUUACUUAUCAGUAGCAGUUAGUUCUACAAAAUACACAUACACCUUAGUUCUCACAGGUUGUAAAUCAUCAUAUCAUUCUUUUGCAUCCAGAAACAAAUACUUUUGAGGGAAAAAAAUGUACUAUUCAGCAAUAAACAUUUGCAAGCCUUGUCCGUGAAUGCGCUGCAAGCCUCGCUAGUAUUGCUUUGGGCCA